This is a messenger RNA of Haplochromis burtoni (Burton's mouthbrooder), 2854 nucleotides long. RefSeq names its product wiskott-Aldrich syndrome protein family member 3. The record is from RefSeq and is a predicted model, not a curated record. Lineage: Eukaryota; Metazoa; Chordata; Actinopteri; Cichliformes; Cichlidae. Gene Ontology annotation, molecular function: Arp2/3 complex binding; actin binding; protein kinase A regulatory subunit binding. Gene Ontology annotation, biological process: actin cytoskeleton organization; positive regulation of Arp2/3 complex-mediated actin nucleation. Gene Ontology annotation, cellular component: cytoskeleton.
GCUUGAAUCCUGUGGAGCGUGGGUCUCCAGCUGGAGUCGUCUCAAUGGGGUGGAGUAGUGUGAUGACGGGAGCAGAAAGCUGCUCUCACAGAGGCUGAGGGUCUCUGAGCUGAAGGAGGGGAGAGUUCAGCUCAGAGAGCCGCCAAAGGUGGAGGACAAAGCGAUGCGAUCAUCUACGGCUCCUCUGAUGGAGACUCACAGGCGCAUGAGCUCACACAGCGCAGCUGCAUACCUGCUGGAUGAUGGUAGGCGGGUGUGGGUGGGUAUGCUUCCUGUGGAGUCAAAGAGCACUCAGAGUUCGGACACACGUCUCCCUAAACCGACUGCUGGUCAGAAUGAAUUGACCAAUUAAGGCUGUGUGGGAGGGGCCGAGAUGAGGCUGUCACAUGAUCAGCCUCAGUCUGACCGCUAAUCACAGUCCAGCGCUUCAGUGUGAGUCUGCAGCAAAAAUCAAACACACACACACAAGCUCGUUACCUCCGUGCGCAGGUGUGCACGUUCACGCGGAUUUGUGGUAAACGUGUCACAGCGUGCAGUCAGCAGGCGGCGCUGCAGCUCCGUGACUGCGGACAGAAGCCGGGUCCAGCCCCGCCCCCGCCUCUCCAGCCUUCAUCCCGGUCGGAGGAGGAUGAGGAGUCCGCCGCGCGCUGCUCUGUGACGAGGCAGCUUCAGUGGAACGAACCGGAGUGGAACCGCCAGAGCCCGGUGAGCCAUGCCGCUGGUGAAGCGAAUCAUCGAGCCUCGGUACCUGUGCCGCGGCUCUCUGCCUGAUGGGGUCGCCAGUGAGCUGGAGUGCGUCACCAACAGCACGCUGGCUGCGGUCAUCAAACAGCUGGGAGGACUCAGUCGCCAUGCGGAGGACAUUUUUGGCGAGCUGUUCAUGGAGGCUAACAGCUUCUACCUGAGAAUGAACAGCCUGCAGGAGAGAGUGGACCUGCUGGCUGUGAAGGUCACUCAGCUGGAUUCCACCGUGGAGGAAGUCUCGCUGCAGGACAUCAAUAUGCGGAAAGCUUUUAGAAGCAGUACCAUUCAGGACCAGCAGGUGGUGUCACGGAGCUCCAUCCCUAAUCCAGCGCUGGAGAUGUACCAACGCUGUGACAAGCCACCACCCCUCAACAUCCUGACAGCCUACAGGGACGACAAGAAGGCUGGUCUGAAGUUCUACACUGACCCAUCGUACUUCUUCAACCUGUGGAAGGAAAAGAUGCUGCAGGCCACCGAGAACAAACGCAAGGAGUCCGGAAAGCACGAAACAGGCGGCAGGAGUGGAACCUGAUGGCUUAUGACAAGGAGCUCCGCCCAGAUGCUCGAGUCACGCCAUCACCUCACCAUACAUCUGACGGCUCAGUGUCACCCGACAGGUCAGGGAUGUCAGAUGACCUCUCCUUCCCGGCCAGUCCUCACCACGAUGGGCAUGAUAGAAAAGAUCAUGCUGACAUGGCGACCAGUGGGUCUGGGCAAACUCAGUCAUUGGACCGUGCCCUCAGACCCACCUCCGCAGUAUCCGCGGCAACCGCUCGCCAGCACUCUCUGGGCCGCAACCAGCCGCAUCAGCAUCACCAUCGCCCACAGCCGCUCACUGGCCCAGCCAAUCAGAACGGAGCACGUUCCAACAUGGCAAAGGAAGCCAAUGAUCAUCAAAUCCCUCCGGCCCCUCCACCGCCUCCACCUCUCAUGCCAUCAGCAGGACAGGUGGUGUUUCCAAACAGCUCCAUCCACAUUGCUGCUAUGGCAACACCAUUGCACCCUGCAGCUGUGCCUGGUAACCAAGGUGGCACUGCUGCCCAGCCCCACCCCUAUAGCCCCUCCCCUCCACCACUACCCCCAGCUAACUACAUCCCCUCCCCCUCCCGUCCUAGCAGCCAAGCUCCCUCCUCUGCUGCUGCGCCCCCGGUGCCCCCGGCGGCGGAUGGCAGGAAGCUAGCCGCUGGACUGAACGUGCCAAUAAAUGACGCCCGCAGUGACCUCCUCGCCGCUAUCCGCAGAGGGAUCCAGCUGAGGAAGGUUCAGGAGCAGCGCGAGCAGGAAGAGGCCAAGAAACGAGAGCCGACAGGAAACGACGUUGCCACCAUCUUGUCACGACGUAUUGCCGUGGAAUACAGCGAAUCAGAAGAGGAGUCUGAGCCUGAGGACCAGGAGUGGUCCGAUUAAGGAGGAGGAAGAGUGCGCCUGACAGGAAGUGACUCAUCAGAGAGCCGAAACUUCUUUCUUGUUUUCCUGUUUGAUGUUAAUGAGUCAGCGUGGCAUCCAAUGGUGUUUUAUGAACCUGCUGAUGGUGACACGCAGAAACUUUAUUGACAGCAGCAGGUUUAACGACGUUACUCAGAAAAUGAACCCUUGGCACAGCGCCCCCCUCAGGACGCCGACCGUCUGUGUUCGUAAUGAAACAAAAGUUGACCUGGAUUUAUGUAUCACUUUGCUGCUUGGACAUCAAAUGUCAUCAUUUUCAAUUUAUCAGAACUUUUAAAAAUACAUUUUCAGUUUUUAAUAUUUUUGUUUUUACAUUUUAUUUUGUUUAUAUUUUAUUCUUCAUAUUCUUCAUAUUUGUUGCUUUAGUUUUUAUAUUUCUUUUAUUUCUUCUGUUAUGAUGCAUCUUGUUCUACAGUGUGAGAUGCAAUGUGAUGACAUCAUAGUAACUACUGACAUCAUGCAUAAUCAUCCCUGCUGCUGUGGAGAGGGGGCGUGUCCUCCCUGUCCUGUACCAUGUGUGAUUGGCUGUUCGUGCCGUGCUGUGUUUCUGUGACCUGCAUGUGGGUGAAAAAAACUGAAAAUAGAACAAAAGUUAUAGAUAAAAUCAAGAGUUGAUUUUUGUGAUUUAUUUCAAUCAUUAAAUAUUUAAAGUCUCUUUUUAAAA